Messenger RNA from Symbiodinium necroappetens, 1137 nucleotides. Lineage: Eukaryota; Dinophyceae; Suessiales; Symbiodiniaceae. The record is from the annotation of a GenBank genome assembly.
AUGUGGCCAUGCAUCCGGACGGGGCAGCAUCAUGGGUCCUUGCAUCCGCUCGCCUACACUCCUUCCAACCCCAAGAAGUUGGGGGGAAUCCCCAGCCUCUCAGGUUCUGGACGUGCAAGCCUGGCAGGCCUUGCAGGCGCAGGCUCUCUGUGCCUGUCCAAGGGCAAAGCAUCACAAAGAUUGAUGCAGAGAUGGACGCAAAUUGGGUGCCUCGCAGAAGACUCCCUAGUAGCCGUGGCUGAAGACGAAUCAAAAGACGGUCGCGGGCGCCGGCUCGUGGCAGUGUGCCGCGUGUCAAGUGGCACCGAGAUCCUCGAAGAGGGACCUGCUCUUGCGGUGUCGCGAGAUGUUGCAAUGGACGGUGUCUCCAGCAAGCUGCAAGACUUGAGUCCAGCUGUGCAGGAAAGUUUGUUGCAGCUUUGCCAUUCCUCCAAUCUUCCAGCGGAUGAGCAGGCUAGCAUCGUGGAGAUCGCCGGUAGUGAUAGUCGGCUGCUGGCUCUUCUUCGUGUGUUCCUGAUAAACAGUAUUGGGACUCCAAAGGGGGGCAGUGCGAUCUACUUGCGGGCAAGCCGGGCAAAUCACAGCUGCCAGCCAAAUGCGGCCUUCCAGAUCGACAAAGCGAAUCAGCUCCACCUGGUUACGCUGAGGCCCCUGGACUGCAACGAGGAGAUCUUCGUGUCCUACUUGCCGGAAGCAACCCUGUUGAGGCCACAAGGCGUCCGCCGCCGUCUCCUGGAGAAAUGGGGGUUCACAUGCAGCUGCAGCCGCUGUCAGAGCAAAGAUGAUGUGCGAACUUUCCUUUGUGGUCAUUGCGGGCAUGGGGCGAUACGCCCCACGACCUUGCACAAGGAGGAUGACGUGCUUUGGUGCAGCUGUUCGGCAUGCGGAGCCGAGCCACAACCGUCGCGGCAGCUCGCAGAGGCUGAGGAGCUUUGGCAGAGGCAACUGAAAAGGUUCCAACGUGAACCUUCUGGUCGAGGCAUCCUCGAAAGCCUCAGGACUUUGCAGCAGCCUAGCAGCUCGAGACCGCUUCCAAGUUUGCAAGGUGCAUUUACAUUGACGAGAGAUGCAGUUACUGAAGACUUGCUUGGGCACCCCCAACAUUGGCCCAGCACAAUACAGCCCUCUUGGCCAUAG